This is a messenger RNA of Sphaerulina musiva SO2202, 1221 nucleotides long. RefSeq lists its product as uncharacterized. The record is from RefSeq and is a predicted model, not a curated record. NCBI's taxonomy places the organism in Eukaryota, Fungi, Ascomycota, Dothideomycetes, Mycosphaerellales, Mycosphaerellaceae. The transcript has 2 exons. Bases 806 to 1030 code for a protein of 74 amino acids.
AACAAACUCCUCCUAACGACAACACACUCACGCACUCACUCAUCCAAACAAAAGUCAAAGAGACCGACUUCCAGCCACACGAACAGAAUCGAGCGAGCCAGAAGCAACAACAACAACAAUGCCUCUGAUGUGGACCAAGAACUGGGGUGGCCGUCGCGCCGGAGGUGGUGUACGCGUCGACAAGACCGGCCUGCACCGUAAUCCAUUCCGCUUCAGACUGUGUGGACUCAACUGCUUCCGUUAAAAUCAAAAAAAGGAAGCACCCACCAACUGCCACUAUACAACUUACGACAUCGACGACCACGACUACCAGCACACAAACACACACACAGACACACACUAAGAUACGAUACGAUACGAUAUGAUACCCUGAAAACACAAGCGAAAAAGACAGUAGAGAGUGGAAGGAGCGCGAGGGGGAUUGGGAAACCUUCACCUGGUGGCGGGGGCACACGGGAGGAUCUUGUAACUGGAGCGAGGGCAGACAGGCCAUGGAUUUGAAGCGAACUUUGAGAGAGAGAAGAAUAGCAAAGGAGGAGCGUGUGGAAGAGGUUGCUGUGGGAGAGAGAGGUGCUAGAACGCGUUGACAAAAGACAUACAUCGAGGAGGUCAUGUCACUGUGAGGGGGACACCAGGUACCUACCCAGGUAGCAAUGUCAAUUCUCGUUCUGACGCGUCGUAUGCAGGCAGGCACACUGGGAAGCGCGUUCUGGGAGUACUAAUAAGACAGGUAUCGACAAUGUGCACCUCAUGUAUAACAGUGUUCGUGAUGCCGUAAUAUACCGAUUUUCCGGUAGCCCUCGAGAUGAAAGACAUUUGGUGUUGCUAUGAUUCCACUCCAAGCUGCAACUACCAGGGCCUAGACGUCUUUUCACCAAAGGAUGUAGGUAACUGCAGAGAUGGGAGAGCACCCAGAAGUAUGAGAAUCGCAUGUGAUUCUACAUCCAAAUCCAUGUCCUCUUCUCUCUCACUUAUCCCGCCCCUCCCCUCAACUCCUCCUCCUCAUACUGACUCUCCAACUGACGCAUAAUCAUCAUGAUCUCCCACUGAAAGCUCUCAAACACCUUCUGAUGCAGCUUCACGAGAGUCGACAUGCACAAAUCAUAAUUGACCGCUUCACUCCUACUGUUGCUAUUACUACUACUCCAUGUACUACUGCUGAUGCUGUUGCUGCUGCUGCGAGCACGGACGUCUUUCCGCUGCUGCUGAACAUCUCGCGUC